AUGGCCAUGUUCGAGGUCAACGUCUUCACGCCAGAGCAGUUCGGCGCAUUCAUCCCCUGGCUCGCCGUGUGGAGGGGCAAUCUGUCCGUCCUGGUGCACCCCAACACGUACCAGCCCGGGGAGAGCCAGGCCGUCAACGAUCUCAAGGAUCAUACCGAGAGGGCCAUCUGGAUGGGGGAGAGGGUGCCGCUCGACGUCUCGCUCUUUCAGAGGACCAUUGUCGCCGAGCAGACCGCCCAUGCGGGGGAUGUCAGACAUACGGCUGCGUAG
Molecule: messenger RNA, 270 nt
Organism: Geosmithia morbida
Lineage: Eukaryota; Fungi; Ascomycota; Sordariomycetes; Hypocreales; Bionectriaceae
Product: DOPA 4,5-dioxygenase
Exons: 1
Coding region: 1-270 (89 amino acids)
Source: RefSeq, a predicted model, not a curated record